AAUGACCCGGUUCCCGGAAAUCUCUUUUGGUUCCGCGAACAUUUCAUCAUACCGGUCGACCUCAGUGAACCUCGCGACAUGCUUCAAAGUGAGCGGACACUCCUUGGUUUUGUGAGGUUUGCCCUCACACUCUCAUUCACAGCGAUCGGGUUGAUUUUGGGAUUCCACUUGAAGUCCAGGGGCGCAAAGAACGGCAGCGAUGUCGGCCCUCGCUGGUCUCUGUUUAACCAAGCGGUUCCGUUCUUCCUUGCCUUCCUAGCGUUGGCUACAUUGGCCACAUCAAUAGCGAAUUAUUUUCAGACGGUCAAGAGAUAUUCGAGACAUAGGAUACAGAACUCGGGGCCAAAGUCGGCCUUGCUGGUAGUCUGUGUCACUGCCGUAGUCGUGACUCUCGCUGGCUUAAACAUAUCUCUCACUGUAGAGCGG
Messenger RNA from Metschnikowia bicuspidata var. bicuspidata NRRL YB-4993, 426 nucleotides. RefSeq lists its product as uncharacterized. The annotation marks the transcript as partial. NCBI's taxonomy places the organism in Eukaryota, Fungi, Ascomycota, Pichiomycetes, Serinales, Metschnikowiaceae. The transcript has a single exon. The record is from RefSeq and is a predicted model, not a curated record.